UCAACUACAGAUGACAACGUUGAAAGAUUUACCUCUUUCAGCAAGAAGAUCAAGAGGGACGCCAAAAGAUCAGUCUCGACCCUGAAGCAAAUGGAUCAAGAGACUGCAGUGCCGGCCUUGCUAGAUGCAGAUCAAGAUACAGUAUCUGUGAUUAGAGCACUAAAAGAAGCUAAUGCAGUAUGCCUUUCAACUUUCCAAAUGCUCUCGUCCUUCUUGCGUGUUCCACUUUUGAAGCCUAAGCCAUCAAGAUGGUCAUUGCUUUCAAGAUUGGUACAUAAAGAAAGAAUAGAAUCUGAAUGCCAAGAAGAAAACAUGAGCUUGGAAACAAGGCUGGAAACUUUCGAGGCUUACCUUGACAGGUUUGAAGAUGGAUUGGAAGUAAUAUUUAGGCGUCUGAUUAGAUCUAGAAGCUCGCUCUUAAAUAUUUCCUCCUGCUAAUGUGUCAGCUGUUAUA
Molecule: messenger RNA, 454 nt
Organism: Capsicum annuum
Lineage: Eukaryota; Viridiplantae; Streptophyta; Magnoliopsida; Solanales; Solanaceae
Exons: 1
Coding region: 91-438 (115 amino acids)
Biological process (GO): root development; shoot system development
Source: RefSeq, a predicted model, not a curated record